UAUACACUGUUUAACUUAUUUUUUUACUAUUAAAUGCAUUUCAUUCGACUGUCAUGGCGACGAGGCGGUCGACGCUUGGGCCCACUUGGGACCAUUCGGGCCUACUUGGGCCGUAUCAAUGCGUGCUGCUAAGGCGGUGAUUAUAGUAAAUACUGCGCUGUUUUAUGUGAAAUUUUGUUAGUCUAUGACGCGUCUAUUUGUAAAACGACAUUGUUGACAACGACUUUUCUUGUAUGCAGAACAUAGCAAAAUUGUAUGGCAGGUACUUAUAGUCAAGUGGAAGAAAACAGGUACACCACAAAACGUAAGUUGUUUAUAAAUAGCCACGUAGCUAAAGGGCCUUAUCAUUGUUUGUUUUCAUAUAUAACCGAAUUUCUUCUCCGUGUUUUAUCCUUGAGUUAGUCUUAUUUUACCAGGUAUGACAUGUCAUACACCAAUACUUACCUUUUACAAACGUUUAACAUUAUAUUACGGCUUCUUCUUCUUCUUAUUUCGAGACUGACUUUACAAAUUAUAAUGUAACGUCGCAGUAGGCUAUAUUUUAGCAGUAUGUAAAAUAAUGACUUAUUUAUUGCCAUCCGCGCAAAUUAUGGAAUUUUAAAGCAAUUUGCAAUAACAUAAUAGAUAUAUAAAAAUAUUGAAUAUUUUGUACCAAAAAAAAUUACAUAAUAUAAAUUAAUUUUUUGCUGGAACUACUUGAUCGUAAAUAGUUACGAGUGGCGAAAUUUGCAAUGACGUCACACCUUUGUAAACAUUUGCUAUCAGAGCUAAUAAUAUGUUUAGUGUUUACAAACGUGUGAUAUUAUAAUACUAAAUCGACGCCAUGUUGCGGUUGAUAUUUAUUCCACAUAUUUUGUAAUGCUGCUUUUAUGAAAUACGUAUAAUAAUUAUAAUUAAUAAUUAUUUUUAGGACUCACAGACACUACAUUCGCGAUGGCUUCCAGAAACUAGCCAAUAAGCAAUACCAAAAUAAAAUCGUAAUUUUUAAAUCUAAAUGUCCCACGUGAGGUCGUGGGCACAAAUUAGUGAUCUAUAAAUACCAUAAGUACUAUGUAUUUUGGCAUUGUCUAUCGUCAUCAAACAAUAAUGAUUUGCGGAAGUUGGUAUUCAUGUCUACGUAGCAAAGGUUGUUAGCUAAAUGAUAUGUUUAUAUUACAAUCAACACAUAGAACCAAUAAUACCCAUACAUAUUAUUUUAGUCGGUUAUUGGAAUUUGCACAAUAUGGGUAUACAUAUGUACCAAGUUUCACUAAUUUUCUUUGGUUUAUUUGCAUACAGUUUUUGUUUAAAUCCACAGAAACUAAAAUCCCCAGAAAAUUAUGGUCCUUACGUUAUGGAUUGGCAAUCCGCGGAGCUUUGUAAAGGUCCCAAAGCUGUGAACGUAGCGCAAGUAACAUUUAAUUUUAAUAAGGAAUCUGGCCUAUUCACAUUUAAUUACACGUUUAAAAUUGAUACUCGAAUUGAUGAGAUCAAAGUAUCUGUAUCGACCGAAAAAAAUGGCGCAAAGACCACAAUGUGGAACUACCGAAUAAAAGAUCCAUGUCGAAACUUCAUAGUAGGAAGUUUAGUACGACUAUAUUUUAAAACUGAUAAUAAUUGCGUGACCAAAAAGGGCUUCUAUUUGUGUCAGCUAAAUUUCCACGAGACAGGCAAAUUGUUUUUGGGUGAUUCAUUUUUCUACGGUCAAUUUAUAUUUAAAUCAAUUAUUAUGUCUAAAGCAGGCAGAAAUCAGUAA
Molecule: messenger RNA, 1735 nt
Organism: Manduca sexta (tobacco hornworm)
Lineage: Eukaryota; Metazoa; Arthropoda; Insecta; Lepidoptera; Sphingidae
Exons: 5
Coding region: 1139-1735 (198 amino acids)
Source: RefSeq, a predicted model, not a curated record